Messenger RNA from Mollisia scopiformis, 1008 nucleotides. RefSeq lists its product as uncharacterized. Gene Ontology annotation, biological process: lipid metabolic process. The transcript is spliced from 3 exons. Lineage: Eukaryota; Fungi; Ascomycota; Leotiomycetes; Helotiales; Mollisiaceae. The record is from RefSeq and is a predicted model, not a curated record. Bases 1 to 1008 code for a protein of 335 amino acids.
AUGGCAUAUAUGAUCAGAGCUCCAUGGGCAGCGUUUGUGGGCGGAUACUCCACAUCUUUCUUUCUCCAGUAUCUCGACGUUGCGCUGUUGAGCAGGUAUAGCUUCGAAGAAGUGGACCUGAAGAAGAGUGAAACAUCCCCUGCGAUUACCCUCGAAUCAUUUUUACCUCGCAUCAAAUGGGCCAUAUCGCUUCUCGUGAAUUUCCGAUUCAUCGAUACUUCCCAAUCCCUCAAGAAUAUACCGCAAUUUUCUAAUGGAAAUCCCGCUUACAUCCCAAGUCGUAAACGCUUCCUGUGCGAGACCGCUGAUACAGCAGCUGUAUCUUACCUUGUACUCGAUCUUCUAACAUCAACUGGCGAUCCAGAGAUGUCGUCCAAAUAUCUCUCAUUGGCAAACAUCCCGUUCUUCAAUCGACUUGCAACCAUCUCUGGAAUAGAAAUACUCAUCUGUUUAUCUGCAACAAUAUGCUUGGGGAUCAGUAUGAAUUACGUUCAAGGAGGGAUAUACAGCAUCAUGGGUUUCUUCUCUGUACUAUUCGGUAUCAGCUCGCCGAAAUCAUGGCCACCAUUCUAUGGACAUUUGCUACAGGCUUCGUCAUUGAGAAAGUUUCUGGGCUUCAUACUUUCGGAUCUGUAUGAAUUGGAUCCGAAAGCUCCAUUGACCCGUUACCUGAGGCUGGUGAUUAUCUUCCUCCUUUCGGGGCUGAUGCAUCUCUGCAUCGACAUUGCAAGCGGUAUACCUCUGCAGGAUUCUGGUGCUUUCAACUUCUUUCUUGUACAAAUUGUUGGGAUCUUGAUGGAGGACGCCUUUUCGAAAAUCCGUCAAGCGCUCUUCAAUCCAGACAACCACCAGAGUCUUGCCAAGCGUCUCUUUGGAUGUGUUCGGGUCUUGACAUUCCUCAGCUGGUCUGUGCCUGUGUAUUUGUAUCCGAUGCUGAGCAGAUCUGGACCGGAACAUUCUACGAUUCCAUUCAGUAUUGUCAAUAAACUCAGACAUGGGACAUGGUAG